Molecule: messenger RNA, 2232 nt
Organism: Nymphaea colorata (pocket water lily)
Lineage: Eukaryota; Viridiplantae; Streptophyta; Magnoliopsida; Nymphaeales; Nymphaeaceae
Product: protein JASON-like
Exons: 7
Coding region: 549-2042 (497 amino acids)
Biological process (GO): male meiosis II
Source: RefSeq, a predicted model, not a curated record
CACAGGAGAAAAAGAGAGAGAGAGGAGAGACCACAAUUAUGGAAACGAUUAAUUUUUCAAAUCCCCAUUUUCUCCCGCCCAUUCCAUGACUGCAAUCCCCACACACCCAAAGAGGACUGAAGAGCGAGACAAGGGGGGUUUUGUGGGGUUUUCCCGUUUCCGCUCCCCUUUUUUCCCUCUUUUUUUGGACAUCCGAGUUCACCGUUUCUCUGGGGCAUUUUCUUCCAAUCCUACCUUUCUCCUGCUCCUUGGCUCCUAGUUCAUACUGGUCCACCUCUGCCCAAUUCGAGUUUCAAAGCAGAACCAGGGUUUUUUAUUCUUUUGGUGGGGUUUUUAACCUCUUUGUCUCCCGUUUCUUCCUUGUUGGUUUCCGUGUCUUCGUUAGUAAUCUUUUUUUUUUAGCUUUAUUUUUUUCCUUCCUUCUAGUUUCGUGAUUCAUUUCUUGAUCCAGCAUUCCUGGUUGAGAAGAAUCCUUGGCACCAUUGAUUUUGUUAUUCUCUUUCUCUCCUCUUUCUUUGUGCAAAUCUAACAGUUGAAGAAACAAAAACAUGGGUUGCUUCUUCGGUUGCUUCCGGGUCAAGGACAAGCCGAGCGUGCAGCUAUUUUCUGGUGCUGUUCCACCGAAGAACAGGGAUCAUUUGGUAUCUCGAAACCAGCUUGCCAAACUUUUGUAUGCUUCUGAACAGCUUGAUGCUGAUGGAUCACCUGUUCCCAGCAAAGGCCAAAAGCCUACCCUUGGCAAUCUUGUCCAUAUUAACUCACCAUCAAGUGGUGUAAGUGGAGAUGAAAAUGAUGAUGAGAGGGAGCUGAAAAAGGAGGUCAAAUUGCUGAAGUCAUGGGGAACAUUGCUAAGUACGCCGGCAGAACUUCAUAAAGCAACCAAGCCAGUCAAGAGGUCAACUAUUGCUGACCCAGAUGCAUCCCCUGAAACCUAUUCCUCUCCUGCCCCUUCUAGUGGGAAAGUUGAACGAGGCAAAAAGGAGGGUCUUGUGUCAACUUCACCAGAAAAUCUACAUGAAGGAUCCAGAAAACCACAAGCUCAUGAAAAUCUAUCUUUUGGGACUCAUGCUUCACAAAGGUCAGAGAGACUGAACAAAGCUGGAGUAGUUGAUUGUCAUGGUGAAGAUCAAAGACUACAACAACCAAAGGAUGUUUUUGUUUCUUCUGAAGUUCUGAUCAAAGAUUCAAAGAACAAUGCAGACACUUUACUUUCAAAUAGUUUCAGGCAUCCAGUGGAAGCUGACCAUGGAAAAAAGUUUGUCCAUUUUGAAUGCACUGCAAAACAAUCUGCUGAUCAAUUGGAAAAAAGGUUUGGCGCUGCUGUUAUUGAAGACAAGGAAAGCCUACGGGGAGCAAAAAUGUCACCUUAUCCAACUCCAUUAAAACUAACACAUGAAAUGCAAACUCCAGGGACUGUCUAUACACAUCCACAAAAUUGUGUAAAUGGCAAGAAUCCUCGGAUCAGAUCACAAUAUGUUCAUCCAGUUGCUAGGCCUGUUGAGAAUUCAACUCAAUGGAAAGCACUUAAGGUUGGUGUAGGAAGUCUUAUGAGUUACCCUGAAGAGUUUUCACCAAAGGAUGGUGUAGCUAGUCCUGAAAGAAUGCCUGGCAGAUACUGGAUCCCUGUUUUGGAAUCUUGUGGAUCAUCUGAUGAUGCUGUUAGUGGUAAGGUUUCAGAUGAAACUGUUUCUGUUGAUUCAAGUUUAACAGAUUGGUUGAAGCCAGCAUAUUCCAAAGACCCAAUAAGUAGAAAUGCUACAACGAAUUCUAAUGGCAGCAAGACUUCUGAUGUAGACCGGCCUAUUAUUGGUUUGGUUGCUGCACAUUGGAAUGAUGAGCAGAUGAGUGUUUCACCAAAAUGCUGGGAUGGCAAUGGAAUACCGAAUUCAACUAGCAAGUACAAGGAGAAAGUAAGCUGGCAUGCGACUCCUUUUGAGGAAAGGCUAGAGAAGGCACUAUCUGAAGAGAAGUUCUAUCCUCAGAGGGGGUAUCUUUUUGACGUCGAUGAGAAUGAAUGUGACACUGCGGCAUCCAGAUGCUAGAAGCAUUGGUCUCCCGUUUUAAUAUUUUGUUUUGCUCCUCUAUGAUUGGAAGUCACAAGUUUGUGGCAUACGAGAGCGGCUAUGGUUGUACAAAUGAACCUUUGACAAUAUAAGGGUGUAAAUGUAUCUGUUACUGCUUAGAGGGCUUUCUGGGAUACCAUAUAAAUAAAUCUUUUUUGUGCAACUCUUA